This is a messenger RNA of Anisakis simplex (herring worm), 611 nucleotides long. NCBI's taxonomy places the organism in Eukaryota, Metazoa, Nematoda, Chromadorea, Rhabditida, Anisakidae. The record is from the annotation of a GenBank genome assembly.
UGAAUUUGAAACUUUCAGAAGCCGUUUACACGAAACGUUCACCGCUGGGAGGCAUACCGAUUCCACCGAAAAAACUGGUUAAUCUGCGUGGAAUCCGCGAAGGUGUUCGUCGUUUUGCUUUUCUUCUGGAGACUUGUAGACCGGGAAGUUUUCCGGAUGCACCUUUAUUGGCCGCUUUAUUGGAUCUGAAGUCACCGAUUCUUGGCAGAGCAGCGCUGAUUUUGGAGUGUGCACAUUUUGUUCAUCGCUGCAAUAAAGGUGAUUGGCCAGAAUGGAUUCGCUCAAGUACAGCGCGUCAGCUGAGCCUUAUGGGCUGUGGGGGUGCAUUGGGGAAUCGUGGAACACCGAGUGCAACCAGACGUAUGCAUAUGAUGCAACGGGCUGCCGGACGAUGCUUCUAUCAUUGGGCGCAUCAGAUUGGAGAUCGUAUUUGUAAAUUAAUGGAGACAGAUGGUGUGAUGAACAGCAGUGAGAAAUCCGAUUCUUUCAACAAACGUACUGAUAUGAAGAAACGUCAGUUGAAACUUCAUGAUGAAUUAGAAGACUUCUUCGACGAAGGUUUGAAAUUAUUGGAACAAAAUUCCAUCAAAUUUUCCAUUUCAGUUAUAUUC